Messenger RNA from Pichia membranifaciens NRRL Y-2026, 1033 nucleotides. RefSeq lists its product as hypothetical. Gene Ontology annotation, cellular component: MICOS complex; mitochondrial crista junction. Lineage: Eukaryota; Fungi; Ascomycota; Pichiomycetes; Pichiales; Pichiaceae. Bases 209 to 874 code for a protein of 221 amino acids. The transcript has a single exon. The record is from RefSeq and is a predicted model, not a curated record. Gene Ontology annotation, biological process: cristae formation.
GCUAGCAAAGAGCAGCAGUAAUAGUAGCAACUACCACAACAGUUCAAAUCACGAUGCUGUCGAACUCUUUCAAAGUAAGUUGAACUGCCUAGAUCAAGUGUUUCAGCAAGUUAGGAUUUACUUUCUGAGCUUGAGUACUAACUAGUUUUCCACGAAAUGUUGAUAUACCCAGACAGGUUUUGCCAUUUCCUCUACAACAUUAAUGUACAUGGCCAAUUCCUGCCAAAAUGUCAAGUGUGAGGGGCCAAAAAGAUCAUUUUACAAUGAAGAAACCCAGGUCGCUGCGGCAGUCGGCACCCCAAGUGAGCCACAGGUUCCGAAACUAGUCCAAGAAGAGCUAACUGCAGAGUCUUUUCUAGAGUCCAAACUGAAAGUUGCUAGAGAGGAGCUUCUCAAGUACUUUGACCUUUCCAAACAAAUAUACAUUGAGAAAUCAGAGGAAUAUUUUGACACCGAAAGAAAAGUGACGUCAACGUUAAGCUCGUUGCACAACAAGAGAGAAGAGCUCUUUCCAAAUGCUUUAUAUGUUCUUACCGGCGGACUUUUUGGUUCAGUGCUUGCAAGAAAGAGAAACAUUUUUUUGAAGCUUGUCUCACCUCUUGCAUGCGGUCUUCUAUCUUUCAAGCUUUUCUUCCCUUACACUUUUGGCAACGUCUUUGGAUACCUAGACAAAGCCGAAAGAGACAAUUUGCCCGACGUCUAUACAACGCAGACCGACCUGAUUAACAAAGCUGAAGACUUGGUGAAGAAGACUUCUGAAUCUUCUGAAGCAGGCGUGAAGGAGAUUUCGAGUUUUUUCGAGAAGACCAAAAGUACGAUUGCAGAGUACACUGGUCUUAAUGUCGACCAAAUAAUCUCAGAGAAGAAAAAAUAGAGCCCCUCUCUGCUGCAUAAACGCAAUGUUUUGCAAGGCAAUGGCCUAAAACCUAUAAUUUAUAUCACGAUUCAUUUCUUUAUACUUAUAUAAUGUCUUCAUGGCAAAAUCUUUCCAAUACUUAUUAGUUAUAUGACAGUUAAGCGCAUACACAUUUGC